AGUAUUAAGAUGAAAAUCCCAUCGUUCCAAGGAAAGAGUGAUCCCGAAGCAUACCUUGAGUGGGAGAAAAAGGUGGAGUUUGUAUUUGAUUGUUAUAGUUAUUCCGAGCUGAAGAAAGUCAAAUUGGCAGCAAUUGAAUUCUCGGAUUAUGCAAUUGUUUGGUGGGAUCAAUUGAUGAUAAAUAGGCGAAGAAAUAGAGAGCCACCUAUAGAUACGUGGGAGGAAAUGAAAAGGGUGAUGAGGAAGCGAUUUGUUCCUAGUUAUUACUACCGGAAGCUGUAUAAUAAGUUACAAAGUCUUAGGCAAGGUAACCGGAGUGUAGAGGAAUAUUUUAAGGAGAUGGAAGUGGCCAUGAUUAGAGCUAACGUAGAGGAGGAUCGGGAGGCUACUAUGGCAAGAUUUUUGGCUGGAUUGAACCGAGAAAUUCAAAAUGCCGUGGAAUUACAACAUUAUGUGGAGUUGGAGGAUAUGGUGCACAUGGCCAUCAAGAUUGAGAACCAGUUCAAGAGGAGAGGCAAUACACGUGCAAGCCAAAGUCCAAGCACAUCCACUUGGAAACCGAAUCAGUGGAAGAAAGAUGAGAAGCAAUCCACGUCGAUGUUGAAAAUCGAGCAAAAGCAAGAAGCAACCAGCCAUGUUCCUCAAGGUAAAACCGACAUUUCUACCUCCAGGAAUCGUGACAUUAAGUGUUUUAAAUGCCAAGGCAGGGGACACAUAGCAAGUCAAUGCCCAAACAAGCGGGUCAUGGUGAUGCGAGACAAUGGUGACAUUGUGACCGACACUGAAGAUUCCGACACCGAUGACAUGCCCCCAUUGGAGGACAUUCCCGAGGAGGAAUAUUUAGCCCCAGAUGCAUUGACAUUGGUGGCAAGGAGAGCAUUAAGCUUGCAAACAAAAGGAGUUGAAGAAGUCGCAACAAUGGUGGAAAAAUUAAGACUACCCAUGGUGAAGCACCCUAGGCCGUACAAGCUGCAAUGGUUGAAUGAUAGUGGUGAGAUAAGGGUGAACAAGCAGGUGUUAGUUGCAUUUCGAAUCGGUAAAUACGAAGAUGAAGUGUUGUGUGAUGUAGUACCGAUGCAAGCAGGACACUUGUUGCUAGGGCGUCCAUGGCAAUUUGAUAGACGAGUGAAGCAUGAUGGCUUUACGAACAAAUACUCCUUUGUACUUAAUCAACGAUCAAUCACUCUUGUACCAUUGACUCCGCAGCAAAUAUAUGAGGAUCAAGUGAGAUUGCGAGCAAUCAACAACAUAACGGUAAAGUAUCGUCAUCCUAUUCCUCGCUUAGAUGAUAUGUUAGAUGAGUUACAUGGUUCUUGUGUAUUUUCUAAAAUUGUUUUAAAGAGUGGUUAUCAUCAGAUUAGAAUGAAAGAAGGAGAUGAAUGGAAAACUGCCUUUAAAACAAAAUACGGUUUGUACGAAUGGUUAGUUAUGCCUUUUGGUUUGACUAAUGCUCCAAGCACUUUUAUGAGACUUAUGAAUCAUGUUUUGCGUGCAUUUAUAGGUAGAUUUGUGGUUGUCUACUUUGAUGAUAUACUCGUUUACAGCAAAAACUUAGAUGAUCAUAAGGUACAUUUGAAAUCUGUCUUAGAUGUGCUUAGGAAGGAAAAGUUAUUUGCUAAUAUGAAGAAGCGUACUUUUUGCACCGAUAAGCUUGUUUUUUUGGGUUUUGUUGUUAGUGCACAAGGUAUACAGGUUGAUGAGGAGAAGGUACGUGCAAUCCAAGAGUGGCCUAGUCCCACAAGUGUAAGUAAUAAAAACGUUGGAUUUAGAUGGGGAGAAGAACAAGAGAAGGCGUUUCAGCUAAUCAAAGAGAAGCUGACCAACGCUCCUUUAUUAUCUUUACCUAACUUUUCUAAAACUUUUGAGAUUGAAUGUGAUGCUUCAGGUGUUGGUAUAGGUGCAGUUCUCACGCAGGAAGGACGACCAAUUGCUUACUUCAGCGAAAAACUAAGCGGGGCAGCCUUAAACUAUCCAACUUAUGAUAAAGAGUUGUAUGCAUUGGUUCGAGCUUUAGAGACGUGGCAGCACUACCUAUGGCCUAAGGAGUUCGUGAUACACACCGAUCAUGAGUCCUUGAAACACUUGAAGGGCCAACACAAAUUAAACAAAAGACAUGCCCGAUGGGUGGAGUUCAUUGAGACGUUUCCAUACGUCAUUCGGUAUAAGCAAGUGCAGGAAUCACAUGGUGGGGGAUUAAUAUUUGUUCAUUCCGCUACUAAAUUUUCACCAUUUGAAGUUGUUUAUGGAUUUAAUCCUUUAACUCCAUUGGAUUUAUCUCCUUUACCUUUGACUGAGCAUGUUAAUUUAGAUGGCAAAAAGAAAGCUGCAUUUGUCAAGCAGAUUCAUGAGAAAACAAGACUCAACAUUGAGCGAAAAACGGAGCAGUAUACAAAACACGCCAACAAGGGCCGUCAUAAGCUGAUUUUUGAACCCGGAGAUUGGGUUUGGUUGCAUAUGAGGAAAGAGAGAUUUCCGGCGCAAAGACGUUCCAAACUGCUUCCAAGAGGAGAUGGACCUUUUCAAGUCCUGAAGCGCAUCAAUGACAAUGCCUAUAAACUAGACUUACCUGGUGAUGAUUUGAGGACAAAUCCUUUUCAAGAGGAGGGGAAUGAUGCAAAUCGUAGCACGAUUUCAAGGGAUCCAGUUCAAGUUCCAAUUGGACCGAUUACGCGAGCACGAGCAAAGAAGUUUAAAGAUGAACUCAACGGCCUAAUUCAAGAGUUGUUGUAUGUCAUAUUUUGA
Molecule: messenger RNA, 2742 nt
Organism: Punica granatum (pomegranate)
Lineage: Eukaryota; Viridiplantae; Streptophyta; Magnoliopsida; Myrtales; Lythraceae
Source: RefSeq, a predicted model, not a curated record